This is a messenger RNA of Talaromyces marneffei, 1272 nucleotides long. RefSeq lists its product as uncharacterized. The record is from RefSeq and is a predicted model, not a curated record. Lineage: Eukaryota; Fungi; Ascomycota; Eurotiomycetes; Eurotiales; Trichocomaceae. The coding region runs from base 1 to 1272 and encodes 423 amino acids. The transcript has a single exon.
AUGGCCAACAAAGAAUAUACCCUCAACUUCACCGGCGACGUCAUGCUUGGCCGCCUCAUCGACCAACUCUACCCAACACACGUCUCCUCCCCCAACGACGAACGACACGUCCGCGGGUUCCAACGAAACUACACAGCUGAAAGCCCCUGGGGCACCGCUCUGCCUCUCUUGGCUGCAGAAGGAGAUCUGAACUUCAUCAACCUCGAGACCUCAAUAACGACACAUCCAGUCCCCUGGCCCGACAAGGCAUUCAACUAUCGCAUGCAUCCCGCAAAUGCGAUUCCGAUCCUGUCAGCGGCAAAUAUUGAUUUCGCGUGUCUGGCGAAUAAUCAUACCCUCGAUUUUGGCACCGAGGGGCUCGUGGAGACUGUCUGGACACUUAAGCAGCAUUCUGCCGUUCAUGCCACUGCUGGGAGAGGGGAUUAUUAUAGGGUUGCGUUUGCGGGGGCCGGGGAGACGACGGAGGAGGCGUUUGCGCCUGCUAUACUUGAACUACCGCGCAAGAGUCAGCGGAAUGAUAGCAUGACAUAUGGCAACAGGCCGAGUACCCUGUCCGCCGAAAAUCUCGAUUCAGUAACCCCAAAACAUCUAAUCCAUAUCUACGCCGCAUCGGACCAUCCCUAUGCCUGGAGGGAUAUACCCACCUUCCAUUUCGUAGACUACUCCGCCAAAGCGAGGGAACAUCUCAAACGAUUGAUAUGGAAGCAUUCCCCUCCUCCACUAGAAACACGCUCAACGGAGUCGUCGCCUGCCCUGAAGAUAUUCUCGUUCCAUUGGGGUCCGAAUUAUAGCUGGCAUCCGGCCCCAGAGAUACGGCAGAUGGCGCAUUUUCUCAUUUUUGAGUGUGGGAUUGAUAUUGUGCAUGGCCAUUCGUCGCAUCACGUCCAAGGGAUAGAGUGUCCUGCCCCAGGCAAGCUAAUCAUAUAUGGCUGUGGCGAUUUUGUGGAUGAUUAUGCUGUAAACAAAGAGUAUAGGAAUGAUCUGGGGGCGUUAUACAGAGUUAUUGUGCAGGAGCAGCAAGAGGGAGGGGUGAGGCCUGCUAGGUUGGAGGUAUUUCCAACAAGAAUAACACAUUUUCAGGCCCAUUUGUUGCAACAUCUUGCCGGUGGGGAUGGAGAUCAUGAUUGGGUUGUUGAUACAAUCAGCAGGUUGACGGGGGAGUUGAUGGGGUCGGAGUGUGAGUGUGGGUAUGGACAUGAGGAUAUGACGGGAAAGAAUAUUGUUAGACCUAGGCUGGGAGAUAGGGGGCAGCUCAUUGUUGACUUGGUUUAG